AUGAGUUUAAGAAAGACAAAGAACGUUCCAAAUAUAACAGAAAAUGUUACAUCAAAUAAUGAGAAGACUAAAGAUCCAGAUUUUGUGUGUCGGGAGUCGCCGCUGACAGUCCUUUUCGAGCAGUCUCUACACAUACAAGCCAUUUACCACAUAUUUGUUGUAAUACUCCUCAUACUGUUAAUCAAUAUUGGAGUAUCAUCGGUGGUAUAUGGCUUCGGCGAUAUCAGUCGGGGAGCAAAGCUAUGGUUGUUCCAAUUAGCCAUCGUCCUGAUCUUCUAUCCAGGGAUCACAUUCUACGCAGCUGUGCGAAAAAUAAUCAAAAAUAACACAGUGCUUUGCAAACUAUGGUCAAUAAUUGGAAUAACUGGUGUCGUGCUUCUGGAAUUGUUACUCAUCGGAGUACCUGUAUGGGACCUGGCUAAAGAACACCUGGCACUGGGUUCAUCAACAGUUGUCACCUGUGAAAUGUUUCGCUUUGCUAUGAAAAUGUGCUCUGUAGCUGUUGCAUUGGUUGAAAGGUGUAAUCAAGGAAUAAAACCACUACCUUCUUUUUCUCAUUAUGUUUACUUUUUAUUCGCACCAACGUUAAUCUACAAAGAUAUGUAUCCCAGAACAAAAAAAGUUAGAUGGGGUGUAGUUGUUGGUCAUCUCUUAGAAGUUGCGGCCAUAAUAUUUUACAAUAGUUUCCUAUGGGAACGGUUUAUAUUACCGUAUUGGUCUAAUUAUGGAAAGGAACCAACGGUGGAAGCUGGUUAUGUGGUCCGAGGUAUGUUCGCUUGUAUUCUGCCGGGAGUGAUAUCGUUCCUCUGUGGUUUUUACCUCCUCUUGCACGCCUGGCAUAACGCGUUUGCUGAAAUGCUCACAUUUGGAGACAGACUUUUUUACGAGGAUUGGUGGACCACCUCCCGCUUUUCAAACUACUAUCGUGCUUGGAAUCGUAUUGUGCAUGCAUGGUUGCGGAAUCAUAUCUACCAACCAUUGGCUCCCCGAGCCGGUCGCGCUUUAUCCACCUUCAUUGUCUUUUUUGUAUCGUCAAUUGCUCAUGAACUCAUACUUAUAUUGUCCUUCGGGUUUUUCUAUCCUGUGCUUGUAGUGGAAUUUGGUGUUUUCGGAGUCCUGAUGCUACCGCUGACUGCUAGUGGACGACGUUUCCCCAGGCUUUACAAUUUACUGAUGUGGCUGGUGCUUUUCAUAGGAAAUGGUCUUUUGUGGAGUUUAUAUGCCAUGGAAUAUUUCGCUAGAAAGAACUGCCCGAAAUUAGAAACUGACAAUUUCUUCGUUCCUAAGUCUUGGUCCUGUCCUGAAGUGGUUUUAAAGCCAAACUGGGCAUUUCAAAAUCCUUUCAACAUAAUUUAUUAA
Molecule: messenger RNA, 1359 nt
Organism: Danaus chrysippus (African queen)
Lineage: Eukaryota; Metazoa; Arthropoda; Insecta; Lepidoptera; Nymphalidae
Source: the annotation of a GenBank genome assembly